AUGGUGAAUAUUAACGUCGCUUGCUCGACGGCACAUUACGCCUACCUCAGCAGUGGUGGCGAAACAAUGGACCUGGUCACUUUCAUUUUCCGCCAUAAUUAUGCGUGGAAACACGGUUCCUCGGCUGCACCACUCAAUAAAGAGCUCUCUAGAGCCAGGUCUCAUCUUCGUCUUCGAUUUGCUCGCAAUCCAGUUGCAACACGCCGAUCCGUUCAUCAUGCAGCCCUGGUCUUAGCCAUAUCCCGCGACUGCACCAGCUUCACACCAUGCGAAACCAUGCGUGUAUUUUUCUCAUUCGCUUUCCUUCUCGCUUUUGUCAAGUUUUUCCCUUUUGAUGAGGGCCCAGUGGCUACACAUGGAGCCUCGACGAUAAGAUUGGAUGAGUCGCCUCUGGAGCAGAUUCGGACAGGAGAUUAUCAUGGGAAGGUAGGGAAAUGGAUAGAGCACGGUGGACCUGCCUCUCUUGGCUCAGUGGAUAAUAUUUGUGAUGCACAUAGUCUUGGCACUCUUAGAGAAGAUGCUCUCAAGGCUAUGGAUCAUCUUAGAGUAUGGGGGCUGGCAAAGAAGUUUCAUCGGGUCUUGAAGAGCUUCAACAAUGAUUGA
Molecule: messenger RNA, 603 nt
Organism: Penicillium waksmanii
Lineage: Eukaryota; Fungi; Ascomycota; Eurotiomycetes; Eurotiales; Aspergillaceae
Exons: 2
Coding region: 1-603 (200 amino acids)
Source: RefSeq, a predicted model, not a curated record